Messenger RNA from Plectropomus leopardus (leopard coralgrouper), 1252 nucleotides. It is a transcript of the gene tvp23b, whose product is annotated as trans-golgi network vesicle protein 23 homolog B (S. cerevisiae). Gene Ontology annotation, biological process: vesicle-mediated transport; protein secretion. The record is from RefSeq and is a predicted model, not a curated record. Gene Ontology annotation, cellular component: Golgi membrane. NCBI's taxonomy places the organism in Eukaryota, Metazoa, Chordata, Actinopteri, Perciformes, Serranidae.
GUGACCCGGCGCACGGUGACGUGUCUGGUUCCAGCUGAGCAUGUAACCGAAGGUCCUGCCCAACUUUCAACAUGCUAACAGAAGAUACCAAUGAUGAAGACGUGUCUCUGUUUGAUGCGGAGGAGGAUGGAGGGAAAAGGUCAAAGAGGACGAAUAUAAAGCACCCGGUGGCGUCCUUCUUCCACCUCUUCUUCAGAGUCAGCGCCAUCAUCGUGUACCUGCUCUGCGGGAUUUUCAGCAACAGUUUCAUCGGCUGCACGGUCACAAUAAUCCUCCUGCUCUCAUGUGACUUCUGGACAGUAAAGAACAUCACUGGGAGGUUGAUGGUGGGUCUGAGGUGGUGGAACCAGGUGGACGAUGAUGGACGCAGCCACUGGGUCUUUGAGUCCAGGAAGGGCACUGGGAAGCAACAAGCGUCAGAUUCUGAGUCCCGAAUCUUCUGGAUCGGGCUGAUUGUGUGUCCGGUCCUCUGGGUCGUCUUUGCUUUCAGCACCCUUUUUUCCUUCAAGAUUAAAUGGGUGCCUGUGGUGAUCAUGGGUGUGGUGCUUCAAGGGGCCAACCUGUACGGAUAUGUGCGGUGUAAAGUGGGAGGCAAGACCAGCUUAAAGAACAUGGCUACAAAUUAUUUUGGACGACAGUUCCUCAAACAGGCGAUGUCCAAAGAAGAGGAAUCGUAGAGCGCCGCUCUGCGAUUUUAACCUGUUUGCAUUAUUCUCAAUGCUAUUAUAGAUCUUCUUUUAGCAAGUGGAUACACGGAGAGCAAUCUUUUUGCAAUCUUCAGUGAAAAUAACAUGAUUGUUUUUCUUUCCUUUCUAACCUAAUGUGUGACUCAAUCAGUCCAAAAUCAAUAGUUUCUUUGUUUUCCGUAGAGAGGUCUGGUUGCUAUUUUCAAUAACUGAAGCCGAGCAAUAAACCCUCCCAGACUUUAACUGGUAUUUGGUGUAAAUGCAUGAGUGAAAAAGGGUGUAAAGGCUUUGGGAUGUGUGACUGUAAUUUGUGUCAUGUAGACUCACAGCUCUCUGAGGUGUCUUAAUUUAAUUUAUCUUAUUUAGUAAAUCUUUUUCAUUGCCUCUUUAAUCUUUAUGAAACUAAAACAUGUUGUUUCCGAGAGGUUUUGUACAAACAUUUUCUGUUUGUAUAAUAGAAAAGGUUGUAAAGUAACAGUACGAAGUAUUCCAGGAGAUUUGUAAAUAUGUAUGUAAAGAAACUAUGUGGAACAUCUUCUUUUGUGCAAAUACAUUUGUAACAUUUU